Oreochromis aureus is the source of this 2490-nucleotide messenger RNA. RefSeq lists its product as uncharacterized. Lineage: Eukaryota; Metazoa; Chordata; Actinopteri; Cichliformes; Cichlidae. Gene Ontology annotation, molecular function: ubiquitin-protein transferase activity. Bases 558 to 1766 code for a protein of 402 amino acids. The record is from RefSeq and is a predicted model, not a curated record. The transcript is spliced from 14 exons.
UGAAUACAGACAGUGGAAAAAUGUCAGUCUUAGUUUUACUGGAUCUCAGUGCAGCAUUUGAUACAGUUGACCACAACAUAUUACUCAAACAACUGGAGAACUUAUGGCGUUAUUUCAGUGCCACUAUUCUGAGCGCACGUAAAAAAAAGAUUGCAGGUGCAAGUGUUGCAUUUUGAGGAGAAAUUUAUUUUGAGCGUACAAAAGCUGAAUUUGAGUGAACAAAAUUCAUUGCUGCGUGCAAAAAAUGUAUUUCAGUGUUUGCGCUUAUCCAUAUACACACACAAUAGCAGCCCCUCUCGCUCAGUUUUUUCAUUUGCGCUUGCUCGCAAGGUGUUGCUUGCGCUCACAACAUUCUCUGCUGCAAGCGCUCAACUCUCUGUACACCGUUAUAAGUGUGCCACAAAACCAACCAAUCACAGACUUGGUUUCAAAAAUUCUGAUUGGCUCUUACGGUCUCCAAUCAACUCGCUAGCUACUGCCUUCCGGAAAUACUGUCCACUCAGCCUCGCUUCUUGCAGAUAGAGGGAUUUUUGAUUUACUCUGCAGCCAGAGAAGAGAUGGCAGAAUCAAACAAUGGCUCCAAUAAUACUACACCACAGUAUCAGGGUAAUGGUGCAGUUGAGUCAGCAGUAAGAAAUCUGGUGUCUUUGCUGCUUAACAACAUAUCCACAAAUCCUUCAGGGAGGCCAACAGAGAGUGGGCAGCCGGAGCCUAGAACUCUGACUAUCCAGCAAGAGAUGACAAGAUCAUUUCCAGGACAUUUCAAAUCAAACUUGAGCCGUGGUAAAAAGAGAUGUUUAACAUCUACUAAGCAGCUUGUUAAGGCAGGCAGUAAGACCACAGGCCUCAGUUUUUAUUUGCUGUCAAAAAACACAUCCUACACACCUUUGCCAGCUGAGGAGCUUGAACUCCUACAAGCUGGCAUGGGGAGACAAACAGUGUCUCUUCCAGAAGAUGGUGACCAUGCAGAGAUUUCAAGACUUCUGGAAGAAACCUUUCCAAAAAUGGAAUAUCUUUGUGGAGGAUGGCUCUUGCAUAAGGCAACAGGUGGCAGUGGUCGACGAAAGCUCACUGUAAUUCCACCUGAAACAGAAGGAUAUUCUGUCAAAACACUGAAAGCUGUGUCAGGAGGUGGCAAAUCCACUUUUUACAUUGUACCUCUUCAGGAAAGAUUAGACACAUCUCCUCUACCUCCUGACUCACAGCACUUUUCAAAGAUGCCAAAGAAGAUAUGUUACCAGUGUAAUGAAGUUAUGCCUCUGCAGAUGCUUGCAGUACACAUCAAUACGUGCAAAGGAAAAUUCUCUCCUGAUGAGACUGAUGAUGAGGAAUCUGAGUUAUGCAUUGUGCAAAGCAAAUGCAAGGUUAUUUGUCCAAUAUGCACUAAGCACUUUCCUGAAGAUGAGAUCACAGUCCACGAGAGUCUGUGUGGGGAUAGCUUUCAAUGCAUGGUGCCUGAAGAAAAUGACCAAACUACAUGCAGACCAGCUCAAACUUCAGUAUGCACAACAGACAGCGUGGAAGAUGUAUUGCGUUGCCUUGAACAACAAGUCGACACCACAACAGAAUUUAAGUUGUGUGUGGACAGAGAAGACCUUCCAGACAGAGGCAUUCUCCAGUGGCAGAGAAAAAAAUCUCCCACCAGUGUUCUAAGGGUGGUUUUCAUUGGAGAGGCAGGCGUGGAUACAGGAGCACUUAGGAAAGAGUUUUUGAGUGAUGAGUUGCCUAUUACCUGUUUUGUCCUAGUGUUAAUAAAUAACGGAUAACUUAAAAAUGCGGAUAUUUUUUGUAUGAAAGACAUGAUUUCAGGUAUUGAAAGCAGAUCCUUUGAAGGACCUGAGAACAAGGGCAAAAACCCCAAGUAUUCUCUGACCGAUCUUGAUAAUGAAAACUUCAGAACUGUUGGUGAAAUAAUUGCAGUCAGCCUCGCCCAAGGAGGCCCAUCUCCUGCCUUUUUCAAAGAAUGGUGCUACAAUUUCCUCUGCUCAGGAGAGGUUGAUUUCAGCUGUCUGUCUAAGGAGGAUGUUGCAGAUGUGGAAUCUUCCCUGCUCAUCAGCAAAGUUGAAGAUGCAGCAGACAUACAGUCUCUGAUGAUGUGGGCUGAUGAAAUUGUCAGCUGUGGAUACACAAACCAGAUAAAGAUGGAUAGUAAGGAAAGCAUGAUACGUGCCAUUGUCUUACACUCUACAACAAGACUGAUUCCAAUGCUACAGCAGCUCAGAAAGGGCAUGGAACUGUAUGGUCUUGUGAACCUGAUGGCUGUAAAUCCUGAAGCUUGCCACAGUUUGUUUGUUCCUGGGAAAAUCCUCAAACCAGACGCUGAUUUCAUUAUGAUGAGCUGCCAACCACAUUUCAGUGAAAAGGGGACAUCUAGGGAGAGAACUGAGAGGAAGAUCAUAAACUUUUUGCAAGAUUUCUUGCAGGAGAUUGAAGCAUCAGAAAAGACUUCAGAAACAUUUUCAAACAUCACAGAUGGAAACACAGGUGGUG